CAACCUGCCCAGGCAAAGCACAGAGAGCAUCUGGCAGUCCGACUGCGCAAAAUCAAUCAAUAAAAAAGGUGGACAGCCAUGGACGAGAACAACAGGAUAACCAUCACUGUGUGUGGCGACGGAGGAUGCGGAAAGAGUUCAAUCACAUUACGGCUGGUGAGGAGUCAAUGGACAUCAGAAUACGACCCUACGAUAGAAGACUCGUACUCGGUAACGCGCACGAUUGACGGCGUCCCUUACUACCUCAUGCUCACCGACACGGCUGGCCAAGAAGAGUACCGCGGCCUGUGGGCGGCCUCGAACCUGCAGUCCGACGCCUUCCUGCUCGUCUACGACAUCACAGCCGCAAACUCGCUCGACGCGCUAGAUUACUUCAUGGAGAUGAUCGACAUGGAGACGGACAACCGGCUAGACAAUGGCAAGAUACCGCCAAUCAAGUGCGUCGUCGGCAACAAGUGCGAUUUGCAGGGCCAGCGCGUCAUUGAAGCAAAGACGGGGCUGGAAUGGGCACGGACGAGGAAGUGCGGCUUCAUGGAGACGAGUGCGCGAGAAAUGGUCAACAUCGAGGAGACAUUUGCCCUCCUUGUCCGCCGCGUCGUCGAAGCACGAAGACUCGCCGCGGGCGAUAGCGCUAUAAACCGUACGGCCGCCAUGCCCCUCUCCUCCAACCCAAAUCUCUCCCCGGGACAGACGUACACGGAAAAGCACCAAGACGACGGCGAGCCCAAACAGAGCUUCUGGAGCAAACUGAAGUGCUGGUAGCCCUCUCUUUUUUCCCCCUCGGAAAUACUCGGUCCGCCUUGCAGGUUUUGUCUUUGUGCCCUAAAAGCCCCGCGUUGGAGGGGCAAUAGAAUGGUCGGAUGACGACCUUGUUGGGGAAAUGCGUGCAAGGGCAUAUGCAUUGAUAUGCAUGCUCAAAGCUUAUGCGCGUGCCUUUGUUUCUCCAUGGCCAAAUCGUCUGGUUUCCCUUUGUUUGCAAGCUGCAUUGAGGCUGGCGCCCUUUGUGGUCUGCUUCUUGCAGUAGAGUCUCUUGAAAAAAAGGAGACUCGAUGACAUGUACUGUACCUUGCUCUCUCUCUCUUUCUUGUAUCUUGUCUUGUCGUGUCAUUUUCCCUUUUUUUGUUUCCUCUUAUCGUUGGACGGGAGUGGCAUUGACAUACGCAUCGCAUGGAUAUGUUGGUUAGCGGGAUGGCUGGGGGAUCAU
Molecule: messenger RNA, 1204 nt
Organism: Exserohilum turcica Et28A
Lineage: Eukaryota; Fungi; Ascomycota; Dothideomycetes; Pleosporales; Pleosporaceae
Exons: 5
Coding region: 79-762 (227 amino acids)
Biological process (GO): signal transduction
Cellular component (GO): plasma membrane
Molecular function (GO): GDP binding; GTPase activity; GTP binding
Source: RefSeq, a predicted model, not a curated record